Molecule: messenger RNA, 898 nt
Organism: Dermacentor silvarum
Lineage: Eukaryota; Metazoa; Arthropoda; Arachnida; Ixodida; Ixodidae
Product: neprilysin-1-like
Exons: 4
Coding region: 3-887 (294 amino acids)
Biological process (GO): protein processing
Cellular component (GO): plasma membrane
Molecular function (GO): metalloendopeptidase activity
Source: RefSeq, a predicted model, not a curated record
CCAUGUUCGCCAACAUUCGCAAUGUCUUCCGGGAUGCGUUCAACUUUUCAACCUGGGUCAAGGGAGAUGUUCGUGAAAUCGCCAUCCGCAAGCUAGACAGAAUGAAGUCGCGCGUGGGAAGUCCAGGACUGCACCUUGACGCCGCCUUCGUGGAAGAACUUUAUAGACCGUUCCCCGACGUACCCUUAGAUGGUCUUUUCCCCACAUGGAUCAAGGCUGUCUCGCUUUCGUCCCAUUAUCUUUGGACCGAUCAGACAACGUGGCUGUACGACGAGGCGGCUGUGAACGCCUUUUACCGUCUUACCCAGAACACUAUUGUCAUACCGACAGCCAUCAUUCAGCGUCCUUUGUAUUACUACGAGGGUCCACUGGCUCUCAGCUACGGUGGCCUCGGAAUGAUAAUGGGCCACGAGAUGAUGCACGCAUAUGACGUGAGAGGAACCGAGUUUGACCACAAUGGCUUCAAUCGACCCUGGGUGACGCCCAAGUUCAAGAAGAAAUACGCCCGAAGGGCACGGUGCAUACGGAAAUCGCAUCAAGCUGCUGUAAGGCGGAGGCCCCGGCAACAUGUGGUGAAUGACACGCUCGACUCCGAGAACCUUGCUGACUUUGUGGGCGUGAGGAUUGCAUACGACGCCUUCACUUCGUUGUCCCACGAGGAGCGGAUGCUCAGAUUGGCCGGCCUCAACAUAUCGGCGGAGAGGCUCUUUUUCAUCAGCCACUGUGUCAAGUCGUGCGCUCAGUACAGCCGAAUAACGAGCCGCUAUGCACCAUACCGCUCCCGGUGUAUAGUGCCAUUGAUGAAUAUGCCCGAGUUCUCGAAUGCGUUCGGCUGCGUGGCAGGGCAGCCCAUGAACCCGAAAAAGAAGUGCAAUUUCUGGUCAUAAAAUGCUUUCCA